AUGAAGUUAGUACUCCUAUUCACGACCUUAGCCGUGCUAACCACGGCUGUGGCUCAAGAAGAACACCCAGACUGCAAGUACCAUGGCGAGACCUACAAGUUCCAGGAAAGUUGGCCCAACAACUGCGCGCGCUGCACGUGCUUACAGGCUUCUACAGUGAUUUGCGGUCCAGACAUCUGUUCAACGUGCAAGUACGGAAGUCCUACCAUGUACUAUCCCCAUAAGGGAUUCUUCCUUGACGGCUGUAAAACUUGCGAGUGUUAUGACGGGAUUGUCUCCUGUACUAAAGAAACUGAGUUGUGCGAGAAACAGGCAGCAGAGGAGAACGCAGCAAGAAUAGCAAAAGAAUUAGAAGAGAUAAGUGAUGCGGAUCUGAGAUUGUAGAGGUUCACCUGGAGAGGCAAAUUUAGUUGAUUUAGAGAAGACUGGCGAAGUUUUAGGAAAGAUUUGAGUAGUUAAACGGAAAAGAUCGACAGAUUUAUGAAAAUUAAAUUUUGUUAGUUUCGAAGUUUGUGAGAAUAUAUAAUACUUGAAUGCCUGCAUUGUGAUUUGCGAACAGUUUUGUGCUUUUGAUAAGUGCAUCAUAGCGAAUAUUGGGAAUCUUUCAGUGAAAAUUACUUUUAUAGAUGAA
This is a messenger RNA of Bolinopsis microptera, 631 nucleotides long. RefSeq lists its product as uncharacterized. Lineage: Eukaryota; Metazoa; Ctenophora; Tentaculata; Lobata; Bolinopsidae. The transcript has 3 exons. The record is from RefSeq and is a predicted model, not a curated record. Bases 1 to 384 code for a protein of 127 amino acids.